Molecule: messenger RNA, 2505 nt
Organism: Orbicella faveolata
Lineage: Eukaryota; Metazoa; Cnidaria; Anthozoa; Scleractinia; Merulinidae
Molecular function (GO): nucleic acid binding
Source: RefSeq, a predicted model, not a curated record
GACACUUAUGGCCAGCGGUGAGCCCCUCAGCGCGCGCAAUCUGAAAAUGGCGGCAAGCGAAGCAGUUUUAUUUUCUUGGAAGACUCCGUUUUCUACUCCCAUAAGAAAGGACGAAAAUGCUUGUCGAGAUUUAUUUCAGAAUUCUGAAAAACUUCUGGCCUCAGCUGUGUCGAUUUGUCGACUAAAGGGCAGUGUAGAAUGCCAAACGGGCGGCUUGAUUACCGUGUGCGAGGAGCUGCAAAGCUUGAUUCGUUUGGCUUUCUCGGAAAUAAGACGUCUUGAGAAGGAUUUCAAUUCCCAAGGAAGUCACUUCGAAGAUGAAAUAACCUGCCUGAAGGAAUAUGUUAAAUAUCUUGAGGAGAGAAAGGGUCACCGUAAACACUAUAACAAGAAUGAUGACUGUAAAGAAGUUAGUGAAACCACUCAUAAUGAACACAGAGGAAAACUAAGCGAGUGUGAGGAAACUGAAAAAGAAGCAGACUACUCAAUGCUGGAGCCUGAUGAAAACUUAGAAGAAAGUGAUCCUUGUCUUUUUAACACUGGCAGUACGGAUGUCAAGGUAGAUUCUGUUGACGAUGAUGCAUCAUUACCUGUACCUACUAAAGAGCAGAAGAAAUCCAAAUCUCUACCAGAAAACAAAAGAUCCAAGAAAUGUUUGAGGAAACUCUCCUCAAAGAAAGGAACAAACUCGUCUGAGUCUGCGAGUGAAGUGGACGACCUGCAUCCAUCAGCUGAUUCAGGAGUCAGUGGCGACAAAGAAGGAUUAGAACAGAAAUUAACAAGAUCCACAGAAACAUCCUUGAGUAAUGACAAGAUGGAAAAAGAGAAAAUGGAAAGUGAAGAUAUAGCACGGACAGAUGCUGAAGUACCAGAAUCUGAUUCUGAUUUUAAGGGAAACUCAAAGGGAGGCAAAGAAGAAACAAAAGUCAAGAAGACAAGGAAGAAGAAAAGAGGUGUGUCAUUGAAAGAUUCUGACAGGAAUUCUCAAGAUCAAAUGCCUGAAGCUGAUGUCAAACAACCGGAAGAAAUUAAACAUACCAAGAAAGGAAAGAAGAAAAGAUCAUUGGAUAAAGGAGAAUUCAAGGAAGAUUUCCAGACAGAAAUCCCAGGUGAAGAAAUUAUCCAGUCAGACACUGGAAUAAAAACAAAAGGAAAGAAAAAGAUCGAUUCUCCAGUUCAGGAGAGGCCAGAAGUAAAACCAAACAAGAAACUGUCUCGCACCAAGGAAUCAAAGUCUAGUUCUGAAGACAUGCCAAACACAAUUGAGGAAGAGAUGGUUACUGGACAACCUGAGCCAAUGGAAACUUCUCAGAAACAACCAAGGGCCUCUACCGCUGGUGGGAUGUCAAGCAAAAAUGUGAAGUCCUCCAAGAAAGAGUUGACAACCACUGGAGAAAAUGAUGAACAACUGGGUGAUAUGAGCUUCCUCAUCAAUGUCAAUUCUCGGAUUGCACUGUUUGUGGCUGAUGCCUCACAAGAGGAAUGCGAACUACAACCCAUGACAGCCAGGGAACGAAAUGAUGUCUACAAGGUAACUCACCUGUAUAAACUCCGUGCAAGAAUAGGGACCAAGACUGAGAACAACCUGACGACUGUGCGUCUGUCCAAGCAAGCUGACACAAGAAUGCCAAAACCUGGUAGAGUUGAUAGCUUACUGAGUGAGCUGAGUAUUGCAGCAUCUAAAGUGGCAUUCAAAGAAAGCCCUAAGAACCAGGAAAAGAGAAAGUUCUCCGCUGUCACCGAGGGGGAUGAUCAAACUGUGGCUGAAGAUGGUCUUGAUCAAGCUGCCCCACCCAAAAAGAAACUCACCAAGCUCUCCAGGAGCAACAAGCCUUAAGUCUAUGGGGAUGGAGUGUACAGGAGCAAGCAACUCUUCACAAGGUACUUUUACUUGUAUAGUUUGCUGAAUAUUCAGGCCUUUGCAAAUGUUUGAUCCAUUAGGUGCUCAUCCAGAUAAGACAAUAUUGUGAGUUAAAAGAUCAGUGGAAAAAAUUUAGAAAAUCUGUUACACAUUUUAUAAAACUUCAUCAUUUGAUGAUUUUGCAUUACACAUAGACUCUAAUUUCUUGUUACUAGGAUUGAUUCUAGAAGCUUUAUAUAUCCAAGAUGCUUUAUCUAAAGUAAUCAGAUCAAAAAGAUCCUUUACACCCAGCUCCACAGAAUGCUACUCUUAGCCUGUACACAAAUAGCAGGGUCAAGUGGAUAGCAAACAUGAGCCUGUUACAUCUGAAUCCAAAACUUGUAAGGUAGUAUAAUUUGGCUCAAAGGAUUAAUUUCAAAAUCCACCACUUGAAAGAAGUGAAGAAACAAAUUAAUACAAUUUCACAGCAAUACAUUUUGAUAUUUUAACAUACAUUGUAGCAAUUAGUUUUUUUGUCAUUACUUUUAUAGAAAUUGUUUAAAAUCCUUGUUUUUAGUUCAAGGACAUUUAGCUCUAAUAAAAAUAUUCAUACAGAGUAGCCUCAAAGUUGUCUGUGAUAUUGCUUCAGGAGACAAGAAUAAUUU